AUGGUUCGACUGAGCGGGAAGAGCCUCUUCCAUCUCCCUGCCGACUAUGCUACUGGCUCACUAGUUGUGCCGACUUGCUUCAGGGCCACUGCUCAAUACCUUGCCCAGUAUGGACCUAUUACACGCGGUGUCUUCCGCAUUCCCGGUUCAUUGCGCGUUGUCAAUGCUAUCUUCGACUACUACUGUUACGAAAAUCCUGGAGAGGAAGUCACAAGUACCAUACGCUGCCCAACUCUACCAUCACAUAUCAAUGCUGGUGCUCAAGACGUAGCCUCGGCUUUCAAGAAAUUGCUAUCUGCACUCCCGGGUGGCAUCCUUGGCUCUCUCCCAAUCUUUGACGCAUUGGUCGCGAUUCACAGUCAGCUUCGCGGAGAGCCAGAACUCAGCAGAACAAAAGAAACAAAGCUUCGCGCUAGACUCAUUGCCAUGGCUAUUGGGACGAUCAAGUCUCACUUCCGUCGAGAGCUCAUCUGCGCUGUUUUUGGCCUUCUGUCCCUCAUUGGACGUGCGGCUGAGACAGCAGCUCGUGAGGAUGAGCAGGGCCGGCCACUUCCAACAUCAGAUUUGAUGGGAUAUGCAGCUUUGGGAAUCGUCUUCGGUCCUCUCCUCGUCGGCGAUUUGCUCGACUCCUAUACAAUGAAGCUGGCAAACCCUUCUUCGGGUUUACUGCUCUUCCCCCUUACUCCACCGCGAUUGAAAAGGGAACGGCUGCGCAAGAAUAACAUACAAGACAGCAUAGGUCCCAUGUCUGUCGACAAAAUUCGUGUGGCAAACGACAUUACCGACAUGCUCAUCUCAAACUGGAGAGAAGUAGUGCGCAAUAUGAAAGGCUUGUCGAGUUUCCGGGGUUCAACUGAAGAUUUGGAGAGUACGCGCCUUCGGAGGUUUCUUCGUUCAUCAAACUCAGAUUCCCUCGCCGUUGGAUUGCCCAAAGGCUGGAGGAGCAAGCAUUCUUCGCCACGUACUUCGAUCAAUCGGCAGAGGUCAAGAUCACCCACUACCCCUACACCGGCACCAAGUAAGUAG
Molecule: messenger RNA, 1026 nt
Organism: Colletotrichum godetiae
Lineage: Eukaryota; Fungi; Ascomycota; Sordariomycetes; Glomerellales; Glomerellaceae
Product: RhoGAP domain-containing protein
Exons: 2
Coding region: 1-1026 (341 amino acids)
Biological process (GO): signal transduction
Source: RefSeq, a predicted model, not a curated record